This is a messenger RNA of Daucus carota subsp. sativus, 2189 nucleotides long. RefSeq names its product BTB/POZ domain-containing protein At3g22104. The transcript is spliced from 4 exons. The coding region runs from base 561 to 1919 and encodes 452 amino acids. The record is from RefSeq and is a predicted model, not a curated record. Lineage: Eukaryota; Viridiplantae; Streptophyta; Magnoliopsida; Apiales; Apiaceae.
AAAUAAAAGGAGAGAAAUAUUAAAAGCAAAUCCAGAGGAAAACUUGUGCUCAAAGCUUAGAAUUUCAAUUUCUUCACAAAUAUAGCAUGGUCUGCUACUUCAAAAUUUAAGAUUUGAAUGUCAGUCAGAUUAGUGGCUUCUGAACAAUCUUGUUUAUCUUUUAUGCUCAGAUACUUGUACAUAUCAUAGCUCUAAUCUUAUCUCUCUUUGUUGUUUACCCUUAUUAUCAUAUACAAAAUCAUGUUUAUGUUUCAUGGAGAACACAAUGAGGGAUGUAUUUAGAGGGGGGCAGUGAGGAUACUCACCGAUCUUCUCAGUAGGUUGAUGUUAAUGGUGAAGAGCUUUUCUUGGUUGAUAAGAACAUCAUAUCAUCUUAUUCCGGAAGAAUCAGAAAGCUACUUGGCAAAACGAGGUGUGGGACACGAAACCUUAAGGUGAUAUUUCAUGAUUUUCCAGGAGGCAGCGACGGUUUUGAGCUUAUAUCAAGGUUCUGCUAUAGUAAUGGAAAGAUUGAUAUAAAUUAUUCUAAUGUUUCUCUUUUACAUUGUCUGGCUAUUUUCAUGGAAAUGAAUGAAUCAUCUUCAAAAGUCCAUAAUUUGUUCGAACAAAUCGAGAAAUCACUUGAAGAGAUCAAGUAUUGGACAUGGUCUGAUCUCUUAGUUGUCUUAAACCACUGUCAAAACCUAUUGCCUACUGUAAAUUCCUCAGGACUUCUGCAUAAAUGUGUGGACUCCAUUGUUAAAAGGCUUGCCCUUGCCAGUGAAGCAAGCCCUUGCCAAUCUACAUCUUCCCCUGAUAGUUCUGGACUGCGAUUAUCCACCGACACUAGAAGCACUGAUAGCUUUAAGAACAUCUUUCGAGCGACAUGGUGGUUCGAGGAUCUUGUAUCAUUAAAACCUUAUUUGGUUAAAAUGCUUACCAAAUCAAUGGUUUUCCAAAAAUUUGAUCAUGGGGUUAUUGCAAGGUUCCUUCUCUAUUAUCAAAAAUCUAGAUUUGUUACUGCAACACAAGAUGAGAAGCGCGAAAUUAUGGAGACGGUUAUUGAGAUGCUCGACUCUUUAGAUCAGAGAACUGUUGCGUGUAAGAGUUUAUUUGGGAUUCUUCGAGUUGCUCUUAACUUAAACAUUAAGAAAUGCUGCAGGAAUAAGCUGGAGAAAAUGAUUGGUUUGCAAUUGGAUCAAGCAACACUAGACAAUCUGCUGAUUCCAUCUCCACUAGGGAUGGAUCAUAUGUAUGAUGUUAAUCUUGUAUUGAGGUUUAUAAGAUCAUUUCUAGGCACAGGAUUUUGUCGUGUCCCGCUAAUUCGAAUGCAAAAGGUAGCUAACCUGAUGGACUUGUAUAUUGCAGAAGUAUCUCCAGAUCCUUGUCUUAAACUAUCAAAAUUUUGCAGCCUAGUCAGGGCUAUACCAGAUUCAGCAAGGGAGUCUUAUGAUGGAAUCUACCAUGCCAUGGACAUGUUUCUGGAGGCACAUACAGGUUUAUCUGAGGAAGACAAGAGAAGAUUAUGUUAUGCGCUGAAUUAUGAGAAGUUAUCAUCAGAAACUUGUAGGCACCUUGCUCACAACUCCAAAUUUCCAUCAAGAUCUGCUAUCGAAGCCGUCGUCUCUCAGCAGAACAAGCUUAAAAGCUUGCUUGAAGAUACAAAUCAAUCAAAACCCUUCUUUGAUUCACCAUGUAGUUCAGUGGAUACUGAAAUCAAGGAUAAAAGAGAAGAAUCCUGUGAACAAAUCGUACUUUAUGCAGGAAGGCUUGAUUUUACGAAUGAGAAUGAGAAACUGAGAGCAAAUCUGCAGGGUAUGCAAUGCAGGGUUGUGGAAUUGGAAAAAAUAUGCAAGAAAAUGCAAAACCAAAUGUCUAAGAUGUUGAAAUCAAAAUUAUCACGGCAGAAUAAUGCAAGAUCCUUGCCAAGGCUGUGUUGAUAAAGAUCCGAGACAAUGUGCAUAUAUAGCUCCAUUGUUCCCCUGCAUAUUGAUGUACAUAGCAGGAACCUUUGGUGUUUUUGUUAUUAUUGCACUAAUCUUUUAUUUUCUUUGUGUUGCCUUUUUCUUGGUGAUCAGUAGAUCUCACUUCUGAGUAAUUUGUUUGAUAGUAAUGCGCUUUUGAUAGUAUGUACAACGGUGACCAAAACGCUGAGCAAUUACUCCAUAUGUAACUCAUAGUAAAAUGGUUCUGGCCUCUUAUCUUGUGAA